Messenger RNA from Sipha flava (yellow sugarcane aphid), 1253 nucleotides. RefSeq names its product NEDD4 family-interacting protein 1 (gene Ndfip). Gene Ontology annotation, molecular function: WW domain binding. Lineage: Eukaryota; Metazoa; Arthropoda; Insecta; Hemiptera; Aphididae. Gene Ontology annotation, cellular component: perinuclear region of cytoplasm; Golgi apparatus; endoplasmic reticulum. The transcript is spliced from 6 exons. Gene Ontology annotation, biological process: ubiquitin-dependent protein catabolic process; positive regulation of protein ubiquitination; metal ion transport. The record is from RefSeq and is a predicted model, not a curated record. Bases 335 to 1099 code for a protein of 254 amino acids.
CGUAUAAUAAUAAUAGCUAAUAUCCUAUAGUCUAGUUCUGUCGUGUCGUCGUACGCCUUGUUCCUUGUGAACUGGUGUCAACUGUACUUUCCGUCGUGAAACAUGAAAAGCAAAAUCAAAUUAGUACCGCGUUCUUUCGAGCUUGAGGGAUAGCCAAUACUAUUUGAUUGCGUGCACACGUUUUUGGUUUUCGUGUCGUUCAAACGUUACCGGAUCGACUAGAUCGUGGUGAACAGCAAUCCAAUCGCGUUACGUUCAUAAAUGAUUGAUCAACUGCGUAUGUAAUUGUUUUCUCUCGAAGGUAAACCGAAGACAUCCAUACCCGUCAGAUAAUAUGAGUCAACAACCAGACAACCAUAUCAUGGACAUUCCUCCUCCUGUUUAUACAAACAUAGUAACUAAUCCUCAAACUGGUGAAUCAGAAAAUGGAAAUGUUGAAGUUACACAGCAAACUUCUUCACAAAAUCCAGUUCAUUCACCAACAUCACCACAGCAUUAUGAAGUGCAUCCACCUAGAUUAGACUUUUCAGCACCUCCGCCAUAUGAAGAUUGUAACCAAGAUUUUGUGAAGUUACCAACUUAUGAGGAAGUGCAAAUGGAAAAACGUUUAGAAGGAGAAAUGUCUCCAAGAUUGCCUGGCAGAGUUAUUGGAGGACCACCAAGUAUUGGACCAUUACCACAAGAAAUACCUGCACAAACAUUGACUGUUCUUACAAUCGAUGCUGCUCCUAAUCCAUGUGAAAUUGAUACUAAUCUAUUAGGCACAGAUUAUAUGUUUUUGACUGCAUUUUUAGUGGCAUUGCUAUUCAAUUGGGUGGGUUUCUUGGUGUUGAUGUGUUUAUGUCAAACGGUUGCGGCACGUUAUGGAGCACUUGCUGGAUUUGGAUUAUCAUUAGCAAAGUGGACAAUGAUAGUAAAACGCAAUACUGAAAUGUCUGAUUUAUCACCAGAAAAUCGAUCAAAUACAUGGCUUUGGUGGUUAGUUAUGGCAUUUGGAUUUUUGAUAUGUAUUCGUGCUGUUAUACAAUACAUGAAUAUUAAACGUGGAUGGAGACUGCUGAGUGUUCCCGCACAAGAACGAGUGCUAUAUUUUUAUUAAAUCCAUAAUAUAAUGGUAAAGUAUUUGAGAUAUUCGUAUAUUUAUUAACAUAUUUUUGUUUGUUUUAUUUUAUUUUUCAAACCAUAAGAAAUUUGUUAAAUCACAGUUAAAAAACCCUAAAAAUUUAAGAUAAAAUUAAUGCAUUAAAUAAAUU